UACCAAUCUCUUCAGUCCUCCACAAUAUUCGUGAACGACGCACGUCUAAAUCUCGGCCGCGAUACGAAACGACUAAUAAAUAUCGAUUUAAAAACAAAAUCGUGGCGAUCGAAAAGUGCGACAACAAGUUAUGUGAUUCUUAUUUUAUCACUUAAAUAUUUGUGGACAGAAUCCAUUAAGUUUGUUCGAAAUUUACGAUUAAGUGAAAAUGUGACGUUAUUUGUUUUCAUUUUCUUUUUACAUUUAAAAAAUGGCCAUUAGUGGGUUUUAGCGUGAAACGAUGAAAAUGCGCGAGUUGAUAAGGAUCACUUUUGUUUGUGUUUGCGCUUUCCUGCUUGCUGUGCGCGAGGGGAGAGGGGAAGAUGUUCCAAAAGGCCUCGAAGGGUCUUUGGAACAGGACGUUAGAAAGGAUUCCAAAACCAGCCUUUUAUCAGCGAACAACAAGAGAGUCACAACGCCUAGUAGUACAAACGCGACCAGGGAUUCACAAUUGUUUUCGUUGCUUGCUGCUCGAAGAAGGUUGCUCCUCAGCGGAAGACUGACGUCACACAUUAAUACCUUAGCUGCUAUAACACACAAGCCUCAUAAAACAAACACAACGUUCGCCCACCUAGAAGUAAAACAUGGAAACAGCUCUUUGGUAAGGAAAGUAAUCUUUGAUAAUUCAAGCAGAGAGGCUGGCACUCCUGUGACGCUCAAACUGAUCACUACAGACGGAAGCAGGGAAACAAGACAAGAUAUUAAGCCACAUGAAAUAAGACAUAUUUUUAUACCUAAAUUAAGCCCAGAAAAUAGGAAUAGAUCAGGGUAUAGAAGACGAGAACCAACGAGUAUACUUAAAAGUGUUACGAUUCCUGAACAAGCGACAGAAGGUAAUAUAGUGUAUGUUCCACCAGAUAAAAUAGAAGAAGAAAAAGAUGUUGAUUUAGAUCCAGAAGAAGAAUUCCAAGUAGACGAAUCCAACCAUGGACUGUAUUUAUUAAAUUAUUCUGACACUGAUAAUGUCACUCAAGGACCAGAUAUAAAUAAAACUACUAUCAGUAACGAAAUAGUCAAAGAAAAUACUUCUACUAUAAUUAAGCCAACUACCAUUAUAAUUGUUGAAGAUUCCAAAGAAAAUGACACUAUUGAGUCUAAGGAGGAUGAAAUUACUGAAAUCAAUACUAUAGCAAAUAGUACAGAACAAAAAAAUUAUACGUUGGCUAAAAAUGAUCUUGGGAAAACUGAGAAUCAAACUUUGUUUUUGUCGGAUGAAAUUUACAAUCAUUUUAGACCUCUAGAAACAGAAUUACCAGUUGAAGAUAUGGCACCAUUUAUAUAUUUUGGAAAAAAAUUGGGCGGUACCGGCAUAAGUGAUAAUUUAACAAACUCUCCAUCUUUUUCCGCCUCCACAAAAACAAUAAAUUAUUUGGCUCCACCCCAAGAGAAAAGAAAGUUCAAUUCUAGGUAUUCCGCCACAGAGAAAUAUAAAAAUUCAAAUGCCGAUGAAGAUGAAAUCAAUGAAGAUAUGGAUGUGUCAGUUGUUAAAAAUAUUAUUGAGAAAAACAAAGUUAGAAAUACAGUAAAAGGGCCAGCCCCAGCAAGACAUGUCGGGCUAGUUAAUGCCUAUAGAAAACUAACUACUACUUCUACUACUACUACUACUACACCAUCGACUACAAAAUCUCCUAACUUCGCUCAGUUGAAUGUUACUGAACGUAUUGUUCAAAACGUUGCACUAAGCACUGUUGAAAAUUUUAAAAAUACUAGUAAUAACAGUAAAAGUACUGAUAUUGCGACCAAAUUUAAUUUUGACAAUGGGACAAAAGAUUAUGCCCCAAGGUAUAAUGCCACGACGUCGAGAAAUUUCACACGCAAUUACUUCAAUUUGCGACGACGACCAACUAAACUGAUCGCUUCACCUACGACAGAAGUUAAACCGACUGUCACUGUUAAUACGACAACUGAAAAGGUCGCAACCGCAGUGUACACUGCAGUGGUCACUUCUGUAUCUAUUACCUCUUCUAUGAAGGGACAGAAUAAAUCAGACGCAACAGAUGAUGUUGUUAGCAACACAACCGUCGUAGGUGAUGUUAUUGGUCAAAAUGCGACCACUCCUAAAACCAUACCAGGUAAUGAAACCGAAACGACAACCGUUGCCCCUUCAACUAUAAGACAUCAUAGAUUCCGAAUUAAAUUAAGAACAAGCACACCUAGUGGAAUCUCUAAAUCAAAACCAACUGAAUCGGCGACUACUAGUGAACUGUCUACAACAAAUAGUGAAAGAGAUGAGUCAGUAUCGAGAAUAACUGAAACGCUGACGAGUUUGUUACAAAAAACUUACGAGAAUACGACUUUAGUGAGCACGAUACGGCCAAGGAGUGCCCAUAGAAGGAGAAGGCCCACAACCACUACUACAACCUCUACGACUUCCUCAGCACCAACCACUAUUACUCCAAACGAUACAGGUAUAACACAUUCGACAGAACUACCGGCAACCACACAAAAUAUAGAAUCAACAACAUUCAAACCCUUCACAGUAACUUCAAUGAAGUCCUCUGAAUCGAGUUCAAAACCCCUAUCAGUUUCGAGAAACACUACACUUGUUGAAUCAAAGGUGGUCAAUCUAUCAAAUAGCAUCGAAAAUUCAAGUUCUCAGAAUGGGGUUGUUAUUGAAGCUGAGAAAACAUACACAGCAUCUUAUGUGUUGGCAGGAUUGGGUUUCUUGCCUGUUGCAGCUAUCAUAAUAUUUGUUCUUAGAAAUUUAUUGAAUAAGAAGACCAAAGAAAUAGACACGGAGUACGAAGGGUAUUUCGAUGACGCUGAGGUUAAGAAGGAAUCUCCUAUCACUCCGGUGGCGAGGCCUCCGCUACCUCCACCCACCAAACCUGAUCAAAAAUGGGAGUUCCCGAGAAAUAAGUUAAGACUACAGACGUUACUGGGCCAAGGGAAUUUCGGGCAGGUCUGGAAAGCAGAGGCUGAUGAUUUAAACGGGCACGACGGGCUAACCAGACUAGUGGCAGUAAAAACGAUCAAGGAAACGGCAUCGCAGAAGGAGAAACAGGAGCUACUCCAUGAAAUCUACAUCAUGCAAAAGAUCGGGACGCACCCCAACGUCGUCACGUUACUUGCCUGUUGCACUGAACAAGAGCCAUAUCUGCUAAUAAUGGAGUACGUGAUGUGCGGCAAGCUGCUGACGUACCUGCGGGAGCGCCGCGCGCGCCCAGACAGGUUCGCGGGCAGCGGCGCGCUCACCUCGCGCGAUCUCACCGUGUUCGCCUACUGCGUCGCCAGGGGGAUGGACUAUAUCGCCUCUAAGGGGAUAGUGCACCGCGACCUGGCGGCCCGCAACGUGCUGGUGGACCACAACAAGCUGUGCAAAAUCGCAGACUUCGGCAUGUCGCGGUGCGCGGGCGCGGCGCGCAACCCCCGGACCGCGCUGCCGGUGCGCUGGAUGGCGCCCGAGGCCCUGCUCUACUCGCACUACUCGCACCACUCCGACGUCUGGGCCUUCGGGAUACUGCUCUGGGAGAUCGUCACGCUUGGCUCGACUCCGUACGCGACGAUGUCUGGUCGCGAGGUGCUGGCGGCGGUGACGGAGGGCUACCGGCUGGAGCGGCCGGCGCACUGCAAGCCACAGCUGUACCGCGCCAUGCACUCCUGCUGGCACGCCGACCCCGCGCAGCGCCCCGCCUUCUCCGCGCUCAAGGCGCAGCUCGCCGACCUGCUGCACAACGAGACCGCCGAGGGGAACUACGUCGACCUCGACUCGUUCUACCAGGACUCCUCCGUCUACAGCGACCCCUCCGCCAUCAUCCACGACGACGACGGGCUCUCCGCCGAGUACGACCGGGAGAGGCGCUGCUUUAGAGAGUUAACAAGUACGCCGUCGCAGUUCGAUAACCGAGCGUUUAACCUUCGGGACGAAGAGCUCCGGAACAAGUUUGGUAUUGGAACUCCUCGGAUGGGCGGCUUCGGCAUCAGGGACGUGCCCUUCAACGAGAGACCCUUCUCAGACGCCGAGUUCAACGACCGACCUUUCGCUGACAAAAAUUUCACCGACAAUAAUUUCAACGACACGAACUUCACCGAACGUAAGGACGGGAAACUAUCUACUUCCAGUUUUCACAGGGAAAGGGAGAGAGAGAACCCUUUGGUUAGUAGGAAUAGCUUUAAUGGGUUUCCGAGGAUUGGCACUAGGGAAGGGCACUUUCAAAUUACACCAGAUGGUAGGAAUAAAAGAGUUCCAGAAUUUGAAUGUGAUAUUUGAAUCUGCCCCGCUGCGGAAUUUCUGAAUUCAAUUCAAGUUGAAUCUCAAUUCCAAUUUUGGUUUUAAUGUAACAGCCAUAAGAGUAAUUUGGUAUUUAAAUCCUCUAUCGAACAAAUAACUGGUAUGUAAUUAAUGUUAUUUUAGCACAACUUUUGGCUAAACGUGUAAAUAUUCAUGGUGUACUGUCGAAACAAUACCAAUGCAAGCGCAUCGAUCAUAAUGUUGAUUUUGAUACUAGUAAUAUUUGUAUAAACGUGUGCAAGUGCCGAAUCUGUUAUUGAGCCUUAUGACAUUCUAUUUGUGUGUCGUUAGUGACACUGACAAUACUUAUUAUUAAGUUUCGAUUUCAAGAUGUUUUGAAGUUACGUAAACUUAUUACGUAAAAUUACUGUGGUUAUUUUGUAAAUAGUAUUUUUUAAUUUAUAUCCUUAUCGUCACAGAACGUGUCGUCGAACUGUCUGACUACAAUGUAAAUAGCUUUCUUUAAGUUUUCGUGUGUGUUUGUUUGUCAGUGAGAUUGUUUUCUGAAAUAUUAUACUUCCCCUAAUCGUUGUUACUAAUUUUAAAUUUUGCUUUAUUUACUUCUGUUAUAAAUUUUAUUACAAAUUAUAAUUUUAUUACGAGCAAACUUUAAAAAAUCGUCAAAGUUGUCUUGAGUCAUAAUCAAAAAACAGGUUGACGUGUAAAAUUUGCUUGUGAGAAUAGCAAUUUAUAUCCAUCGAAUGGAUAAACCAUAUAUUUUAUAUAAACGUUGGAGGAUCGGCGCUGAGAUUCCCGAUAGUCCGUGGUACUGCAAUAUUCAAUAGUCCGUCCUCUCCGUAUCUCGGUUUGAUGUUUUCUGUCUAGUCUCUGAUGAAUUGUAUGAUAGUUUUGUUAUAUACUAAGUGUGAUGUAAGUUUUGUGUUAAUUUUUUAAGAAAGAUUUUAUUUUAUUUACGAAAAAUAAAAGAUGUAUUGAAAUUCA
Bombyx mandarina (wild silkworm) is the source of this 5212-nucleotide messenger RNA. RefSeq lists its product as uncharacterized. Gene Ontology annotation, cellular component: signaling receptor complex; plasma membrane. Gene Ontology annotation, biological process: protein phosphorylation; multicellular organism development; cell surface receptor protein tyrosine kinase signaling pathway. The record is from RefSeq and is a predicted model, not a curated record. Gene Ontology annotation, molecular function: ATP binding; transmembrane receptor protein tyrosine kinase activity. Lineage: Eukaryota; Metazoa; Arthropoda; Insecta; Lepidoptera; Bombycidae.